Molecule: messenger RNA, 1779 nt
Organism: Hymenoscyphus albidus
Lineage: Eukaryota; Fungi; Ascomycota; Leotiomycetes; Helotiales; Helotiaceae
Source: the annotation of a GenBank genome assembly
AUGUCCGGCGCGAGAGCCGAUUUAUUGCAGACGCAGCUGGACGCAGCGGCAAUCCAACUCAAGGAUCGUAAAAACGAACUUGAAAAUGUAACAGCCGAGAAAAACAGCGCUUGGGACCAGGUCAAAGAAUUGCAAAAUGGAAUCGUCGCAUCGCAGAAGGAAAUCGCGAAAUUGAAGCAGCAGGCCAAGCAAGACGCAGAGAAAUACACCAAAAAGAAGGACGACUAUGAUAACCUCAGCCAGACAUGGGAAGAUGAUCAAGUGGAAAAAGAACGCUUGAAGACAGAGGCAGAAAGUCUCAAGGCAGGCAAAGAAGCCGCAGAUGCUGCAACGCAAAAGGCAAAGGAGGACGCGGAAGAGUCGCGAAGAGACUACAUUCAAUUGAACAGUGAUGUCCAGAGCAUGAGAGAGACUAUGGAAGAAGAUUUACGGAAGCAACAAGCAUCCCAGCUCACACGCGAGGGGAAGACCAUCGUAUCCGUCGCAGACUUUGAAAGGUACAAGAAUGAUAGCGCUCUUCUUAGCCUGACGACCAACGAGCUUGAGGGACUCAAGAAGCAUCUUGAGUAUUACGAGAACAACGAUCGAGCCAUGAAGUUCACCGACGAUACGCCCCGUGUCAGCGAUAUUGCAGCCCUUGUUAAUCAAUCACGACGAACCGUUGGCCAAGAGUUGACUCAAAGAAUUACAACCGAAGGAGGCUCACAAACUUCUCCAGUACAGCUCACAACUACAGGCUCGCAGACUUCUCCAGUGCAGUUCACAACUACAGGCUCGCAAUCUUCUCCAGGACAGCUCACAACUACAGGCUCCCAAACCUCUCCAAUACGGUUCACAACCACAGUUGGAGGGUUUCCAAGUACAUCCCCAAUCGAACCUACAGCUGCUACACCUGUAUCUCCAGAUACACCUCUCUCUAUGUCUUCCAUACCUUCUCCAGCAAAGCUUACCACUACUAUUGGAGGCGUUCAAAGCACGUCUCCAAUUCAAGCUACGGUCGGUACGACGACUGGUUCGAUUGUGCAAAGCUCACCAGGGCAGUUCACAAUCGUCAUUGGAGCUCAGCAAAGCAUUGCCCCAACACCAGAAGCACAACCGGCCACAGUACAGGUUACAACUUCCGAAACUGGUGCACAAACAAUAAGAAUCGGAAUGAUCGAUGAAGGCAUGCAGACAUUGACAUCAUCGAGGAUAUAUGGGUCGCAAACCGAUGAUACCAUACCCGAGGACGAGGUCAUUUUCAGCAAAAAGACAAUUCGCCAUCAUAACCUUGUGGGAUGUUUCGGGUACACCACCAAAGAUAUGCUCAUUAUCUGCAGAAAAUAUAGCAAGCCCCUUGUUCGUAGGUUGGCGGUAGAAAUCCUUGACACCUUCCCUGCCAUCUUCACCAAACUGGAUGAAGCAACCAUCAAGUGGGUUGAUCCCAUGAAUGAAUCUGACAACCCUACACCACCAUCACUCCUGGCCAUCAUGAGGAACCCUGAUAUUGUUGACAUGCCGGAAGUAGCAUCUACGAUUCUUGAUUUCGCGUCGUAUCUUUGUUUCUUCAUUUUCAUGAUCGAAUGCUGGCUUGCUCGUUCCUGGGUCAUGAAUAUGCUGGAGAGUAAUGGGCUGACUAGGGAUUGGUUCGCUAAUCUGUAUACGCAUCAUCAUUCUCAUGGGGGGGGCAUCAUGCCGAGUGUCGUUUCGGAAUAUUGGGUUCGGGUUUGGGAUCAAUUCGUUCUUUCGUUGAUAAAGUACUUGGGGUAUGAGUUGGAAACGUAUCCGUUGCCCGGAUAA